Messenger RNA from Centrocercus urophasianus (Greater sage-grouse), 3627 nucleotides. Its product is annotated as semaphorin-4D-like. NCBI's taxonomy places the organism in Eukaryota, Metazoa, Chordata, Aves, Galliformes, Phasianidae. Bases 954 to 2819 code for a protein of 621 amino acids. Gene Ontology annotation, biological process: neural crest cell migration; semaphorin-plexin signaling pathway; negative chemotaxis. Gene Ontology annotation, molecular function: semaphorin receptor binding; chemorepellent activity. The transcript has 11 exons. The record is from RefSeq and is a predicted model, not a curated record.
AUGCAGCAAUGUUUGUGAAAGAAGGCUUGUCCAAUGUCUCCGCUCUCCUUGUGGAUGAAGAAACUGAUAGGCUGUUUGUUGGAGGCAGGGAUGUAAUAUCUGCCCUUGAUUUGAAUAACGUUUCCAGAGAAACUGCCAGGGUAAGUGAAGGACCUGCCUUUAUUUUCAGCCUUUUUUCAAAUCAAAGCAAAACUUUGACUGUGGAUUUAUUUAUUUGGAUGUAAUAUGCUGAUUUUAACAUAUAUAAUUUUACAUUUCAAAUCCUGAAGCUUUAUUGCUAACUCUUAUUUUUGAAGCCCCUUUUAUACCUCUAUCCAGAUUGUUUUUUACAGCACCUUGCACUUUACACAGGUAUCUAGAAAAGUGCUUAUUUACCUCAGUCUAUUCAGUGUUAAGUUUCCUUUGAUUUUCUUUUUACGCGUAAUUUUGAGCUAAGUUUUGCAGCAUACCAACUAAGAAGUCCAUUCUGUAGGAACACUGGUUUGCUACACAGGAAAGACAACUGGAAUGUAUUCGUAGAGGCAAGGACAAGAUAAGGUGCCAAAACUACAUCCUCGUCCUGCGUAAGAUCAAUGAUUCCCUCCUGUAUGUCUGUGGGACAAACGCCUAUCACCCGCUGUGUGACCACAUGGUAAUUAGAUUUGAAUGUGGGUUUUACUUGACGGAGCUCAAGUUGUGGCAGAUUCUUAAACACCUUUCUAAGAAUGUUUCAGUUGAAAAUUCGAAACUCUCCUGGUUCUCUCAUAAACACGUGAAACACCAAGAAAACGUUUGCCCAGAUGCUGUUUCUUUUUGCACGAGAUUCACAUUUCUUUACUUCUGUGAUCGUUUUCCUUUAAGUGCAUUUGCCAGUUGUUAAUUCAUUGCCAAUUUGCCAAUGUUAAUACACUGAAAGGAUGUUUUCUUCAUCCUAUCAAAGUGAUUGCUUGCCUUAGGUUAUCCAGAGGACAAAGAUGCAUUUGCAAGGAAGAGCUGAAGAGAGCAGAGGGAAGUGUCCUUUUGAGCCAACUCUGAAAUAUGCAGCUGUUUUUGUAGAUGGGGCAUUUUACUCAGCUACUUCAAAUAAUUUCUUGGGAACAGAACCUAUAAUACUUCGCAGCAUGCAAAAUCCUGUAAGAACAGAAUUUAAAACGUCUUGGCUAAAUGAACCAAGCUUUGUUGGCAUGGAAAUAGUACCUGAAAGUGAGUUUAGUCCAGAUGGAGAUGAUGAUAAAAUUUAUGUGUUCUUCACUGAAACAGCUGUUGAGUUUGAAUUCUAUGACAAGAUUCUGGUGUCGAGAAUUGCCCGAAUCUGCAAAGGUGACCUUGGUGGGAAGCGCUUACUGCAGAGAAGAUGGACUUCGUUUUUAAAAGCCCGACUUUCCUGCUCCAUUCCAGAACUCGACUUCCAUUUCAAUAUCAUUCAGGACAUCUUUUUCCUUAGGAGAGAGAAGUGGCAGGACAGCAUCUUUUACGGAAUUUUUUCCCAGCAGUGGGGCAGGUUGGAUGUAUCAGCUGUGUGUGCGUACAGCAUGGCAGGCAUUCAGGAAGCCUUCUCCAAAGGAAGCUACAGGGGCCCCAUAGCUGUGGAGCAUUCCCACGUUAGAUGGAUGGCCUUUAGAGGAGAGGUGCCAGUUCCACGUCCUGGUGCUUGUAUUGAUAAUUUUGCCCGGAAUCUGGGGUAUAAUACAUCUUCUGACCUGCCUGACAAAGUCCUGCAGUUUGCUAGAGAUCACCCUCUGAUGGAUGGCGCUGUAAAUCCGGUCGGUGGUAGGCCAGCACUGCUGAAGAGGAGCUCAAACUACACCAGGAUUGUGGUAGACAGAGUUACUGGCCUGGAUAAGCAGACCUACGAUGUUAUGUUUCUAGGAACAGAUGAUGGAUAUUUGCAUAAAGCUCUCAAUUGCGAUGGAGAAAUGUUCAUUGUGGAAGAGCUGCAGCUGUUUCUGUCCCCUGAGCCUGUGCAGUUCCUGCAGCUGUCUGCUAAAAAGGGGAUGCUCUAUGUGGGGUCCCUGUCUGCAGUGCUGCAGCUUCCAGUUUCGGGCUGCCAGCGCUACAAGCACUGCUUGGAUUGCGUCCUGGCCAGGGACCCGUACUGCGCCUGGUCUCAGGCUGCCCGUGCGUGUGUUCUGCUGCCACAUCAGCCUGCUGAUACACAGAAUUUAAUUCAAAAUGUGAAAUAUGGGGAUGCUUCCGGCUGCCUUAGUGCAGAGAAUGAUGUGAGAAAACACCUCUUUACUCUUGGAAACAAUGUUCAUCUUAAAUGUGUUCCUCUUUCAAAUCUGGCAAGAGUAGUGUGGAAGUUCAACGGGAGCCGAAUUCGGGAUAAGGACUCUAAAUACCUCCUGUAUGAUGGAGGCAUAGCAAUACUUAAUGCGACAGCGGCUGAGACUGGAUUCUAUGAUUGCCUCUCAGUAGAGACAUCCAGAGCAAAGGAAUUCUUUAUCACUGUGGCCCGUUAUGCCCUUUAUGCACAGCAGAGUACAGAGAAGGCAAAUGUUAAUGCUGCAACAGAUGGCAAUAACGAAGGAGAAGCUGUGGGAUUUCAGUCCUCAGUAUCAACUUAUUUACUGAAAGACGCACCAAAACAGAAAUUUGUGGGCAGCCAAAAGGAGAAUCUUGUUUUAAAACUCCUGGGUGCAGGUUUUGCUCUUCUUUUCUUUUUCUUGUUCAUUUGGAAUUUCUACAAGGGCCAUAUAUCUCUGCCUUGGAGGAUCGGAGAGACCAGCUCCAAAGACACCAGUGCAGACUUGGAAAAUCCAGAACUGACCACAGAAAGAUCAGGGGCUGUAAGAGAGAGCUCAGCAGUACAAGCAGACGUGCCUUGUCUUAAUGAAUAAAUGCUUGUGAGUUUUCCUCAAGGAGUGCAGCGCAGUGCAGUGUGUGCAGCUCGUGGAGCUGCUUGCUUCAGAUGAGGUUUCCUGCUAAGGAAUGUGGAAUGUCAAUUUGGGUAGGAGUCAGAAGCUCAGAACUGAAGGUGACAAGCAGCAUUGCGCGUCGCACAGUCGUGUUAGCAGCUGGUACUUUUAAAAGCAAAAUGCCUUUUUGACACAUUAGAACCAUAAGAAAAAAAUUUUUUUUUUAAUCAAAAAUUGACACUGAUCCACUUUUUUGUAUUGUUGGAGUCGCCCAAUUACAGAAGUUAAUACUUCAGAAGCUAAUAAUACUUAGCAUUUAGUGCCUUUCACCUUCAGACUUUGUGUUUAAUCUACGAAUAGCAACUAAUUAAGUCUCCCAAUGUCCCGAGAGGUUGCUACUAGCCUCAUUUUUCAUCAGGUUAGAUUACUUGUCACUGACCAUAGUAUUGGUGUCAGAUCCAAUGCUUUGUUAGAAGUCCCUGAGUUGUCUUCACAUCUUUCUCUAUUUUCCUCUCUUUUCUCUUUAUUUAACUGUUUUUAAAACUUCCCAUACAUUUAUUUUUCUAAUGUGCUUUUAGUGAUACUGUGAUGCAUCUUUUUUGUGCAGAAGAGUCGUGAACUGACGUAAAUACUGGCUAAAUUGUUGGGGAUUUAUUGCUGAGGUUUGGUCAGAACUCCAGCUGUGCAGCUCCUUUUGUUAAAGGAGCUGAAAGUUGAAUUGCAAGUUGCAUUGAAAAGUUGAGCACUUUUUUUCUGAAAGUCUUUUUCAUUUUUUCAAAUAAAAGUUCUC